CAGAACCCGAAAACGAUUCAACAACUUCGCAUCGGCUAAGACUGGGGUGGUGGCGGUAUAUGAGAGCGAUGGUUGUUGCUCAUCUUCCUCUCACAGCAAGCCUCUGCCCGAGCAGGAAAAGCACGCUUUUCCAGUGCACACUUCUCUCGGAAUUCCCAAAAUACCCCUUCAUCCCCCUCAAAACCCCAUCCCAUGCUCCGCAAUACAAGAAUCUCCACGCUCUUCCCGCAAAUUGCAGCAGGAUUCUCAAGGCCCUUCUUCCAUUCAAGGAGAUUCACCUCCACUCUCGGCAUCCACGUUUUCCAUUGCCCGGAUGAGGUGGGGAUCGUUGCAAAGCUGUCGGCGUGCAUUGCUUCUCAUGGAGGGAAUAUACAGGGCGUUGAUGUCUUUGUUCCUGAAAACAAGCAGGUCUUCUACUCCAGAAGUGAAUUUGUCUUUGACUCUACACAGUGGCCGCGGGCAAUGAUGGACGAUGACUUCGUGAAACUCUCAAAGCUGUUCAAUGCAGAAAGAUCCAUCGUACGAGUGCCUGAUCUGGACCCAAAAUAUAAGAUUGCAGUUCUUGCUUCAAAGCAGGACCACUGUUUGGUGGACUUACUGCAUGGAUGGCAGGAGGGGAGACUUCCUGUGGACAUUACUCGCGUAAUAAGUAACCACGAGAGGGCACCAAAUACUCAUGUGAUUCGGUUUCUUGAGAGGCAUGGAAUCCCAUACCAUUACUUGCCUACAACUUCUGGGAACAAAAGAGAAGAUGAGAUCUUGGAUUUGGUUGGAAAUACUGAUUUUCUGGUGCUAGCUAGAUAUAUGCAGAUAUUGUCUGGAAAAUUUCUGAAGAGCUAUGGGAAGGAUGUAAUUAACAUUCAUCAUGGCCUUCUACCAUCAUUUAAGGGUGGCAGUCCUUCUAAACAGGCUUAUGACGCUGGAGUGAAAUUGAUUGGUGCAACAAGUCAUUUCGUAACUGAAGAACUUGAUUCGGGUGCUAUUAUUGAACAGAUGGUUGAGCGAGUAUCCCACCGAGACAACCUAAGAAGCUUUGUGCAGAAAUCAGAGGACCUCGAGAAGCAAUGCUUGGCAAAGGCUUUAAAAUCUUAUUGUGAGCUUCGGGUGCUGCCUUAUGAAGAAGCGAAGACUGUUGUAUUUUGAAGAGUAACAAGGACACAAAGGGUCCUAGUUUGUAAAAAUUCACCAUUAAUUAAUAAUUGAUAUCAUUCUUUUCUACUGUAUCCUGCAUUAUUAAUGAAAAUAUCUCUAAUUUUAUGAA
This is a messenger RNA of Magnolia sinica, 1261 nucleotides long. Its product is annotated as formyltetrahydrofolate deformylase 2, mitochondrial. Lineage: Eukaryota; Viridiplantae; Streptophyta; Magnoliopsida; Magnoliales; Magnoliaceae. Gene Ontology annotation, biological process: 'de novo' IMP biosynthetic process. The transcript is spliced from 8 exons. The coding region runs from base 193 to 1143 and encodes 316 amino acids. Gene Ontology annotation, molecular function: formyltetrahydrofolate deformylase activity. The record is from RefSeq and is a predicted model, not a curated record.